CAACAGACAUAAGUUAAUAUAAUUUUAAAAUUUCACAAUGCAAUGUGAAAAAAUUGUAAAUGAUCGAAUAAAUUAGUAUCAAAUGAAAUUUGAAAUUAACAAACCGAUGACUACUUUUAAAAGUCGGUGUAAUUUAUAAUCAAACAAAAAAAGAACGAGACCUAAAUUUUGAACUAUAAAAAAAAAAAAAAAAAAUUCAACACGUUAUUCAAAAACAAUUAAAAAGUGACACAUCCAAGAUUAACCACACCAACCGUCACUAAGAGUAAAAGUCGCAUUCUGACUCCUCCCCCACCUACCACGGAAACCCCAAACAAAACCUCCCAAACCUUGUCAUCUCCGCCACUCCUCACCCGCCGGCUCAACCAUGAACUCCUCCUCCACUCUCGCUUCCUCCUCCUUCUUUACAUCCUCAUCUCUCUUCCAAUACAAACUCAUUCCCAGUAAACCAACCCAACCUUCCCUUCUCCGUUUUGACCCUUCCCAUUCCCACAAUUCCCACAAUGUCCCUGCCCUCAAAGUCACAGCCUCCUCCGCCGCCCACCACCACCGACCCCUCCUCCCAGGUAACACCCACAACAACCCAAGCCCGAUUCUUCAAACUCUUAAACAUUACGCCAAAACCGCCAUUCUCAUCGGAGUCACCGCCGCCGUGUUCACCACCAAGUCAUCGACUUUGCUCGCCAUAGCCGAACCUCCGCCGACAUUGACCGAAGAAGCGCCGACCCAGGUCACAGAUAACGAGAACAACCAAUCCUCAUCGCCAUUGUCCGACUUCCUGGGUUCGAAUUCGGAAGCCAUCGGUGCCCUGAAAUCGCUUCUGCAGCAGAAGCUCGAAAACAGCGAGGACGACGAGGCGCUCAAGAUCCUGCAGCGCUUGGUCGAGGCGCAGCCCUCCAAUACCGAGUGGAAGUUCAUGAUGGCCAGGGUUCUCAGCGAAAUGGGCGAAAACGAAAGCGCCCGCCAAGUGUUCGAGGAAAUACUCGCCGCGAACCCCUUGUCCUUCGAGGCGUUGUUCGAGAACGCCCUGCUGAUGGACCGCUGUGGCGAAGGCGAGGCCGUGAUCAAGCGGUUGGAGGACGCAUUGCAGGUUGCGGAGGAGGAGAACAAGGCCAAGGAGGCUCGGGACGUUAAAUUGAUAAUGGCGCAGGUUCAGUUCUUGCAGAAGAACGUGGAGGGCGCAUUGAAUAGCUACAAUGAAUUGGUAAAGGAAGACCCAAAAGACUUCCGGCCGUACUUUUGCCGUGGGAUGAUUUACAGUUUGCUUGAUCGGAAUGCAGAGGCGACGGAGCAGUUUGAGAGGUACCGGCAGCUUUCACCGAAGAAGUUCGAGGUGGAUGGCUACUUGAGGAAGCCUUUGUCGAGGGUCAAGCUAUUCGGGAGCGACGAGAAUUGAGUUUUUGAGGCUCUGACUCUGUUCAAAGGCUCACUUUGUUCAUCUGUUGUUUUGAAUUUGAGACGUUUUUGAAAGAAGAAAAUAACUUGUUGUGCAAGUUAACACAUCGUUGUUACAUUUCAAUCCAAUUAAUAAAUUUUGAACCUUUGCAAUUCUA
Pyrus x bretschneideri (Chinese white pear) is the source of this 1553-nucleotide messenger RNA. Its product is annotated as protein SLOW GREEN 1, chloroplastic. The record is from RefSeq and is a predicted model, not a curated record. The transcript has a single exon. Gene Ontology annotation, molecular function: protein binding. The coding region runs from base 368 to 1396 and encodes 342 amino acids. Lineage: Eukaryota; Viridiplantae; Streptophyta; Magnoliopsida; Rosales; Rosaceae.